This is a messenger RNA of Tetranychus urticae (two-spotted spider mite), 4505 nucleotides long. It is a transcript of the gene frtz, whose product is annotated as WD repeat-containing and planar cell polarity effector protein fritz. Gene Ontology annotation, biological process: cilium organization; establishment of protein localization; nervous system development. Gene Ontology annotation, cellular component: axonemal basal plate. Gene Ontology annotation, molecular function: protein binding. The record is from RefSeq and is a predicted model, not a curated record. NCBI's taxonomy places the organism in Eukaryota, Metazoa, Arthropoda, Arachnida, Trombidiformes, Tetranychidae.
UAGGGAAAUAAAUGCAAAACAAAUGACAAAGAUUGAACUCUUAGUUCUGUUUAAUUUUGAAACUGUUUUCUUCUUGAAUGAAUCUAUUUUCAUUUCUGUUUUUUAUGAUAAUGUCCUGAAUACAUUAAAUACACUGGUAUUCUUUAUUAAACCAGUGUUGUUAAUCCAGUUAAUAGUGAAAAUAUUGAAAGAUUAAGAAUAUACGGGAGUCCGUCGGCUCAUUCUUUAUGCGCAACACAUCUAUGAGUGUUGAUCUUCACUUUUUAUUAUGAAGUUUUGAUGUAGGUUAAAUUGUUUCAAUCGUUUCAUGUUUACCUACUCUUGAGAGAAUAAUUUGUGCUAAUUUAUAAUGUUCAAUUUGGGAUCGUUUAAGUUAUUCUCACCUGAUUCAAUCUCUAAGGAUUUGAGUUCAAGUGAUUAUGCAAAAACUGAGAAACGUUUGAAAGAGUUGUCAAGUUUUUUGGGUCUCAACAACAAACAAAGUUGGUCAUCACAAUUAACUUCUCGGGUUAUUCCUUCAACUUUAAAUUCUGUUCCAGCAUCAACAACAUCUGGAUUAAACCAUCAACAUAUCUUGAAUAGCCAUCAAAGUAGUCAUUUCCAUCCAGUUUUCACAUCAAAUGAUUCUGUCGAGAGAAUUGUAUCCAUUCAUUGGAAUGAUGUUUACAAGUCACUCGUUGUUGUCCUUUCAAAUGGCCUGAUAGCCUCUUGUUUCUUCCACCCUUCAUAUCUAAAUUGUAUAAAUUAUAUUUAUCUGGAUAAGUAUCUCAUUGGAAAAAUCAAGACGGAAUAUAUGGUUGAUUUUAUUUUCGAUAAUAGAAUGAUCAUCAUAUCCUACACUAAUCCAAGGAUAACAUGCAUUCUUUUGGACGAUGGAAAGCGUAAUAAGAGUUGGACUUCUCGCAAACGGAAAUUAUUCAAAUUGAAAUCACAAAAUGUAAAAAUAAUUGAACACGAGCUAGAUAUAAACUGCGGUAGACGUGCUGAACGACACUUACUCAAAAGUGAAAUAAAAAAUGACGAUGAAGAUCUUUUACUCGUUUGGUGGCAAAAUGGAUCCAAUACAAUCUGUCCCUGGUCAUCCCCAAUCACAUCAAAUAAAGAUUUCUGUAACAUCUUAAUCUACAACAUUAUUCAUAACUCAUUCGACCUGGUUGGAUAUGCAUCCAUCCUAAACGAUAUUCUCAAGAUUUGCUUCUGUAAACGACGAAUAAACAGACUGAUGACAGUUGAAAGUGAUGGUGACCACGGCUCUAUCCUGUUCAGAGAAUACCAGAUAAAUUUUAUUGACGAAUGCUAUGUUAUUGAAAUGGUCGAAUCAAUUCAACUAGCAGUUCCUUGUCAAGUUGUUAAAGCUGAUAUCAACUUUAACCUAAACAAAGUUAUACUCCUUUGUGAGGAUCGAAGUGUCUUAGUCUACAGUAUUGAUCAAAAUUCUAUUCGUUAUUUUCAAGCUCCAAUUAAUGCUAUAGACCUGGUCAAUAGUCCAUCUGAUUCUUAUUUCAUCAUGUCUGACUCGUUUGGUCAAAUAAUGAUGUAUGAUUAUGGUCUACAUGUAAUGCCAGCCAAUUAUGAUGAUCUCUUUUUACGAGAAGCUUUCACAGGACUCAGCGAACUCAAGUUUCUAAACAAUUCUCUUGUUUGCUUACGAUUCAUGGAUGAUCCCAAUCUCAUGCUAAUUGUUUUACCCAACAACCUAGAUUACAUUGGACUUAUACGAUCGUAUGUCAAACACGAUUACAUCAAUGAGGCUAUAGAAAAUGUUCAACUACUCAAUUGGAAUUUAAAUUCUUAUCUCGCCUACUCUUCUCUUAAUAUCAUCUUUAACCAUCUGCUGAAGACUCCUUUAAAUACCAUCAAAGAAUCUCAAUUACAAGAAGCUCUUGCCACAUUUUUCAUUCCAAAAAUACCUAUAGCUGAAGACAUCAUAGAAGAGUAUCAAUAUGAAAUGCAUUGUAUUGCCAAAAGAUUUUUUUAUCAUCUCUACCGUUACUCAUGCCUUGAAAAAGCAUUUAUGCUUGCUUUGGAUCUAAAAAGUCGCCAUUUAUUCCUUCUUCUUCACAAAAUCGCCAAAGAACGAGGAAAUGAAAAGCUUGCUGAAGUUUCAUUGACUAAUGCUCACAAAUUCAAUCACUCAUCUAAUACAAACAAUUGUGCCAAAAAUGAGCCAACAAAAGAAUUGCCUAACUCAAAUCAUCCAAGAACAGUGACUGAAUCCUGUUUAUUUGCAACCGACUCAUCUUUGAACCAACAAAAUCAAUUGAUCAACAAUAAUAAUCAAACCAACAAUUAUCAUUUUGAUGAUAAUUUACAAGCACAAUCAAAUGUAAAUUUACUAACCAAUAAUAGUAACGAAAAUUAUCAUUAUCAAUUAACUCACCAACAGUUGACAACUUUUAAACCUGUUCGCAAGGAUCAAUCGUCCACUCAUGAACCCAUACCAAUGUACUCAUCACCUCGAAAACGUGGUGAAUUAGCCACAAACAAAGUAUCAAAAGCUGGAAUUGUCAAUCCAAAGAUUGAGAACCCACUAAAUUAUCAACUGUCAGAUACUGAAUGCAACUCAUUUCAAGCUAUUCAUUCUCAACCUGACCAUGGAUCUUCAUCCUAUCAAUCUGACCAAUCUUCAACGGAAACGUAUAAACUAUUUGUUCCUCCUCCUUUACCACCAGUUUGUAAAGAUAAACCUCAGAUCCUAAUGACACCGCCACCUCUACCUCCGAAAAUUAAGAAUAGAGACAAAGUUAAGUCACAAUUUGAAAAUCAAUUGGAAGCUAACAAUUUCAUUUAUGAGGCCAAAGCAUACAGUGAUUUAUCUGAAACAAGAGAUUCUAACCAUAUUGGAAAAAUGAUGUCCAGAGAUAUCCAGGAUAAUCCUUCCUCAACUCCAACUGAAUAUCAAAUCAACCAGACUAUUAAAGCCAACAACGAGUCUAUGAACUCAAUGAUACCUGAAAGUGAAAAACAAAAUGUUCCCUUACAAAUCAAUCAUCUCAUGAAAAGCCAUGUGAAUAAUGAUAAUCCGAAAAUUGAAUGCAUACAUUAUGGUCUUGUUUAAAUAAGAAUCUCACUUUAAUAUAAUUCAAUAAUAUGUAAAUAUAACUUUUGCUAAAAAUGCAAUAUUUUUCAUUAUAAAUAUUCAACUCCAUAGGCCUUUUACACAUAUGAUUUGAAUAGAAGAAAAUUCAAAUCAAUUUAUUAAAUCUAACUCAACGUCAUAAAUUGAGAUCAUUUACACUUUGGAUAUUUUAAUUUGUUCAAUCGGUAAAUCAUCUUUACCAUUUUUUCGAGACAAAUAGCUCCAAAGCAGCUGAGGAAUAUGUUCACCGUCGAUUGUUGUUUCUUCAGCUUCUUUUAUCUCAUCAUCUUCAAGUUUCUUCUUUUGCUUGUUUGACUUCUUCUUUUUUCUUUUCUUUUUCUCUUUCUUGCUCUUUUUAUUUGACGAUUGGUCCUCAUCAGAAUCCUCAUCCUCCUUGGUUUCAUCUUUCUUCUCACCCUUAUUUGGAGACUUGCGAAUUUUCUUCCUGACGACAUUUCGCUUCUGCUGCGUGUCUUCCCAUUCUUCUUUAUGGAGCAUCAUCGCCUUCAUCAGCACUAUCGUCAUCUUCGUCAUUAUCAACCUUCUUCUGUUUCUUUCUCUUUUUGGCAUUUUGUUCUAAAAUGGAAAGGAUUUCUUCGUCAUCAGUUAAAGCUCCGUUUUCGUUCUCAGAGUCAUCUUGCAAGAUGUAACCACUACUGCCGUCAAUACUCGGACUUUCAUUUUCACUUUUGAUGCUUUCCUUCAGGAUGAAACUGGUUCCUUGAUCUUCUCCACCUCGAUAAACAGCAAUCGCUUCAUUUGGUGACUGAUUAUCCCUUAGCUUGGUCUUUUUGCGUCUUACAUUAUUAUUUCGCUUUGGACGUAUCUCGGAAUCAUCAUCUAUUAAAUGAAACGAAUGAAGGAUCGUUUUGGCAAUUGACUCUCCAAGGUUGUCAUACGAUGGAUUGGCUUUUUGAAAAAACUUGGAUGUUUCUAUGGUUGAUAACUGAGGUGGUGAUAAUGUCUGAUGUGAACUGAGUAAACUUGGACUAAUCAAAAAAUUUACUGGUGCGUCAGGAAUAUGAUGUCCAUUGGAAAGGCCGUUGAGGGGCACUCGAGUUGUCAAUACUCCUUGGUUCAAUUUGAUGUUAUUUAUGGUUAAUGAUAUUACAAUUAAUACAAAUCCUUUCGUAUAAAAGACGAGCUGAGGAGAUAUUGGAAAUAAUUAUCAAAUUAGAACAAUUGAAUAAAGAAAAGUCUUACCUUACUUAAUGGUGAUGUGGAAUCUGAGAUCAUUUAGGAAACAAGAAAAGCAAAGAGGAUAAUCCAAGUUGCUUCACAAUUUAAAAUUUGAAUAUUAUCAUCAAGUUACUUCAACAGAUUGUCAUUAACAAAUGAGUCGAUUUCCAAUUUAACUCUUUGCUUUACACCUUUUUACAUUUGCUUUCCAGUGUGAAAAAAUACAGAUUAAAUUGAUGAAUCUUGA